Laetiporus sulphureus 93-53 is the source of this 1826-nucleotide messenger RNA. Its product is annotated as WD40 repeat-like protein. Gene Ontology annotation, molecular function: histone binding. The transcript has 10 exons. Gene Ontology annotation, biological process: regulation of gene expression. The coding region runs from base 171 to 1571 and encodes 466 amino acids. NCBI's taxonomy places the organism in Eukaryota, Fungi, Basidiomycota, Agaricomycetes, Polyporales, Laetiporaceae. The record is from RefSeq and is a predicted model, not a curated record. Gene Ontology annotation, cellular component: Rpd3L complex; nucleus; Rpd3L-Expanded complex.
AUUCGGUAGACGCGUUCCGUCACACUGUUAUAACGCGUCGCGCCCAGGCUUGAACGGAAGAAGCAACCGGGCUUGCCACUCUCCGACAACUUCGUGCUCAGCCCCCCUCUUGGUCUGACCUGGCAAGCUAUCGUCUGGCGUAGCGAAAAACUUUAAAUCGGGCAUAGACAAUGAAACCAUCACAAGAAGAAGUGGAGGACGAUCUUGCCGCUGAGGAGGAAAACAAGCUGAUCAACGAGGAAUACAAGACAUGGAAGAAGAAUGCCCCAUAUCUGUACGACGUCGUCAUUACGCACGCGUUAGAUUGGCCGAGCUUGACCUGCCAGUGGUUUCCCGACAAGGAGUCACCGCCCAACAAGCCUUAUACGACCCAUCGGCUACUCUUAGGUACCCACACGUCAGGUCAGGCCCAGGAUUACUUGCAGAUAGCGACCGUUCAACUUCCAAAGCGCGAUGAGAGCCCUUCCGCGGACAGGCUGGACCGCGCAGACUACGAUGACGAGCGGGGCGAGCUCGGCGGCCACUCUAUACCACCACAGCCGCGCAUCCAGAUCAUCCAGAAAAUCAAUCACGAGGGAGAAGUCAAUCGCGCACGGUAUAUGCCACAGAAUCCUGAUUUGAUUGCCACCAAAGCUGUGUCUGGUGAGGUUCUGGUGUUCGACCGUACAAAACAUUCAAGCGAGCCGGAGCGAGGCGGCGUGUGCAAGCCAGACAUACGAUUAGUGGGCCAAAAUAAAGAAGGAUUUGGGUUAGCUUGGAACCCAGUGAAGUCUGGGCAUAUCCUCGGUGCCUCGGAAGAUAUGACCGUGUGCCAUUGGGACAUCAACUCUUACACCAAGGCUAAAACCACCAUUGAGCCGACUACAGUGUUCAGAGGGCAUACAUCGGUUGUGGGAGACGUAGACUGGAAUUCAAAACAUGAGAAUGUGUUGGCCAGUGUAGGAGAUGAUAAGAUGCUGAUGAUCUGGGAUACACGAGCAUCAUCAGAACCAACGACUAAGGUCCAGGCGCACGAUCGCGAAAUUCUAGCUGUCGCAUUCAGUCCGGCCGUCGAGUAUCUGCUUCUUACAGGCAGCGCAGAUCAUACGAUCGUUCUGCAUGACAUGAGGUCGCCCACGAAACGGCUCCACACAUUUGAGUCUCAUACAGAUGAAGUCCUGCACCUAGCAUGGUCCCCUCACAACGCGACAAUAUUUGCCUCAGCAUCGAGUGAUAGGAGAAUCAAUGUGUGGGAUCUAUCGCAGAUUGGAGUGGAACAAACACCAGACGACCAAGAAGACGGACCGCCAGAACUUCUGUUCGUUCACGGAGGCCACACCGCGCGACCGACCGACUUCUGUUGGGCACCAGGAGAAGCAGAGGCUUGGACUGCAGCAAGCACAUCUGAGGACAACAUCGUAAUGGUAUGGCAGCCAACCAUGCACGUAUGGGCAGGGGAUGCCGUGAAGAUCGACGAGAGAGAACUCGAGGAACCGAUGGAAGGAGUCGAGAGUGUCGCCGAGGAUGCAUCUGGACCUAAGCGCAACAGUGCUGGUCCAUCUGGCGGCAGCAAAGAGGGUACUGACAGCUGAAGUUCAGACAAUAUAUUCAUGGUUUGUCAUAGCACCUUUAAAUGCGUAUUGCGACACGAUGUUUGAGGACUGUAGUGUCACUCGAUUAUGUUGCCUUUUAUACAAGCUAUACAGGACCGGUUGUAGGCAGGAGGAAACUAGUGGAACCAACCACGAUCUUCGGACAGCCUGUAGCGGAAAGCAAAGCCCUUUAAAGGAACAGUAAUCGAAGAAGCUCCAGAAUGACUAGACACAUGUUAGUGUGCAUUUCCGACG